Molecule: messenger RNA, 1344 nt
Organism: Gadus chalcogrammus (walleye pollock)
Lineage: Eukaryota; Metazoa; Chordata; Actinopteri; Gadiformes; Gadidae
Gene: s100w
Product: S100 calcium binding protein W
Exons: 3
Coding region: 125-454 (109 amino acids)
Molecular function (GO): calcium ion binding; transition metal ion binding
Source: RefSeq, a predicted model, not a curated record
UGGGAGUGUGUGCCCCUGCCUUUAAGAAGACGUUUUUUCCAUCAGGUUCACACCAGUCCAGGACCUCAACGCUAGAAGGUCUCUCUCUUCUUGCUUGGUUGAUCCUUAACUCAGCGCUGCAGCCAUGUCUCACCUAGAGCAGCUGAUCGUCUCCAUGGUGGACGUGUUUGAGGAGUAUGCCGGACAGGAGGGCAAGAAAAACCAGAUUAGUAUGGAUGAGCUCAAGACUCUGAUCGAUAACGAAGUGUCCAAGCCUGAGUUCCAGAAAAAGAUCCAUGCAGAGGAUGUGACCAAGGCCAUGGAUUUUCUGGACAAGAACCAUGAUGGAGUGGUGAACUUCAAUGAGUUCUCUAGGUGUGUGGCCACCCUGGCCAGGGGAUACUACAAGCAGAAGCAAGGCAAGGGAGGCAAGAAGGGCAAAGGCAGAGAAGAGGACGAACAGGAGGACCAAUAGGAACACUCCUCAACUGACCUGCACAUGCAUUCCAGAAGACAUAUUCAGUAUAUUAUUCAUAAUGCUAGUAUCUGGGUGACUAUUUUCUGUCUUGGAAAGACGCGAGAAAAUGUAGAGCAAGCUAAUAGUUGAAGAUUUCUUUAACCCUGCGGACAUUAGUCCUUUGCACACCUCUCUAAGCUACUAACAGAAUGUUUUUGUUUACCAAUGUGCAGAAGGUUAUAUGAAGUAUAAUAGAAUACCUUGUACUAUAUUGGUCUUUGAUUUGAAAUGUGAGACAAUAUAAGGACCAAAUAAGAAUAACAAUCAAUAGAAUAAUCUAGUUUGGGGUGGGGGGCAUUUAAAAGCAUUAAAUGAAACCAGAAUCAAGUCAUUAAACAUUAAUCGAUCACUCAGGUAUCUGGUAUGCACAUCACUGUUAAUAGCUUCUCAACGGCGUCUUGCCUAAACAAAAGGUUACUGACUAAUUAAAGGUUCUCCCUCUCUGGUGGAAAGCUUUGCACACAUCAUACCCAUAUCAGAUUAUUUCCUUUGUUAAUUGCCUCUUCCUAGUUAAAAGUCUUGAACAAGUUAAAGACUUUUAACUAGUCUUCCCUAGUUGGACCAGGGAGGAGCUUUUAACUCUCCUGAGUCAAAAUAAUUUAACCUAGUCUUUAUAACCUAGUAAAAAAUGUUUAACUAGGGAGCUAGUCUGAAUUGCCUAUGUUAUGGUACAAUGGAACAUUUAAAUUGGGUGCAGUUGGACUUAGUUGCAUAUUCCCUUGAUAAGAUUACAAUCUUUCAGAUAGUUGAACCUGCCUCUGUAACAGGCUCAGAGACAAGUCACAACAUGUAGGCCUGUGUUAAAGAAAAUAGGUAAAAAGUAUGUUAAUGUUCUAGCCACCACGCCC